Nilaparvata lugens (brown planthopper) is the source of this 5878-nucleotide messenger RNA. It is a transcript of the gene neur, whose product is annotated as protein neuralized. The transcript has 9 exons. Gene Ontology annotation, molecular function: ubiquitin protein ligase activity. NCBI's taxonomy places the organism in Eukaryota, Metazoa, Arthropoda, Insecta, Hemiptera, Delphacidae. The record is from RefSeq and is a predicted model, not a curated record. The coding region runs from base 195 to 2039 and encodes 614 amino acids.
CUUUGUUUCUUCUGCUGAUUGCAGAUUUUAGAUUACGGUAUUUCUGACAAUUUGUGUUUACAAUGUUUUAAUUUGAAUGUUUUUGUUUUAAAUAGUUAUUAGUGUUUUAUUUUUGACUUGCGUUAUGACAUUUCAAUAGAUUUUAAGUGAUGACUUUCUUAGAAAUUAGUUCGGUUUGGAUAAAUGAGCAUUGAAUGAAGAUGGGCCAGACAGGAAGCAACGUUUGUCAAACGCCUCGCUCGAACAAUGGUGGCGGCGGAACAAACAACCUGCCACCGCUGCUGUUCCAUCAGGUGCACGGUGACAACAUCCGCAUCAUCAGAGACGGCUUUGUCGCUCGGCGAGCGGAGAGCUUCUGCAAGGGAGUCACCUUCACUAAUCGACCUGUCAAAGUCGCCGAGAGAGUAUACAUCAAGUUCCUAGAAGUAUCAAGUAAUUGGAGUGGAGUAAUAAGACUUGGAUUCACAUGCAAUGAUCCCAUAACGCUUAGAAACGGCCUACCCAAGUAUGCUUGUCCAGAUCUAACGAAUAAGCCAGGCUACUGGGCAAAAGCGUUGGCUGAGAGGUUUUGUGCGCGAGACACAAUUUUAUUCUUCUAUGUGACGUCAGCGGGCGACGUGCACUUCGGCAUUGACGGAGAGGAGAAGGGUAUCUUCCUGAGUGGAGUCGACACCAGGAAUCAGCUGUGGGCGAUGAUCGACGUCUACGGAAACUCGACCGAGAUUGAGUUACUCGAUGCUAGACAACACCUUAACAACUCUAGAAGAAUAAUCACGAAUGGAACCACCGACUCGAGUCCAGAAGUGCUCGACCGCCGUCUCAUCACAUCGAUGCAGGCGCUGAACGUGAGCCACUGCUCGCCGCCCCCGAUGGAGGCGGAUCCGCCCCUUCCAGCCUCCGCGGUAGUGGAGCCGCCUCCGCAACAGCCGCCUCCCGCCGUCUCCCGCUUCACACAGCAACAGCAACACCACUACACGCCGCUCGUCUUCCAUCGGACGCGCGGACGUAACAUAAGACUGAGCAACGAUCGCUGUAUCGCCACGCGUAGCGAGACUGAGUUCUGUCAGGGCUAUGUGUUCACGGCGAGGCCUCUGCAGCUGGGGGAGAGGAUACUCAUUCAGGUGCUAGCAACAGAAACCGUGUUCCUGGGUGCGCUUGCUCUGGGACUGACCUCGUGUGACCCCGCCACAUUGACCGCCAGUGAUCUGCCCGACGACUCUGAUCUGCUAUUGGACCGCCCCGAGUACUGGGUGGUCAGCAAAGAUGUUGCUAACUACCCCCAGCGAGGCGACGAGCUCACAUUCUCAAUCACUCACAGUGGUGAGGUUCAGAUGAGUAAAAACGGAAGUGCCCCGGUUGUUUUGAUGCACGUCGACCAAUCACUGACUCUGUGGGCGUUCCUCGACGUAUAUGGAUCGACCAGCAAGAUUCGCAUCCUCGGAAGUUCAAUAAUUGAACCACCCAGAUCAGGUGUAGUCUCGCCGGUGCCAAGAGAGGAGCUACAUCCACAGCAGCAGCAUCAGCAGCCACCUCUGGUGGUGAGAAGUGGCAACUCGGCAGCCCUCGUCCGACAGGCCGGCCUCCGAGUGGCUCUGCCCGACUCGCGCCACCCCUCAGCCGCCCCCGGGCCACCGGCCCCCGAGGUGGUGCAGCUGGGAGGCGGCGUCGGAGGCGGCACUGUGCUAGUGGUCAACCUGCCGCCCCCACAGGCGCAUCAUCCGGCCCCCGAUGCAUCGGCCACUCUGCUAUCUACCUACAGUCACACCUACAUCGAGCCGGUGAGCGCGACGUCCUACACAACAGUGAGCGGCGACUCGACGCCGAACAUGCGCGAAUGGGCCGAGACAUCGGUGAGCGCCCCCUCGGGCAGCGAGUGUUCCAUCUGCUACGAGCGGGCCAUCGACUCUGUGCUCUACAUGUGCGGCCACAUGUGCAUGUGCUACGAAUGCGCCGUGCAACAGUGGCGGGGCAAGGGAGGUGGCCACUGCCCGCUCUGUCGCGCUGUCAUCCGUGACGUCAUCCGCACCUACAAGUCCUGAUAAGAGCCUGUGCCAAAGUCGACUUCGUGACGUCAUCCGCACCAACAAUUCAUCCUCUCUGUCUCGAUGUUAUCCGUGACGUCAUCCGCACCUACAAUUCAUCCUGUCUGUCUCGAUGUUAUUCGUGACGUUAUAAGUAAGUCCUGAUAAGAGAGAGUCGACUUCGUGACGUCACCCGCAUCUACAAUUCAUCCUCUCUGUCGCGCUGUUAUUCGUGACGUCAUAAGUAAAUCCUGAUAAGAGAGAGUCGACUUCGUGACGUCAUCCGCACCUACAAUUCAUCCUCUCUGUCGCGCUGUUAUUCGUGACGUCAUAAGCAAGUCCUGAGAGAGUCCAAGAGAGAGUCGACUUCGUGACGUCAUCCGCACCUACAAUUCAUCCUCUCUGUCGCGCUGUUAUUCGUGACGUCAUAAGCACCUAUAAAUCCUGAUAAGAGACUGUGCUAGAGUCGACUCCGUGACGUAAUUCGCAUCUACAAUUCAUCCUCUCUGUCACGCGGUCAUUCGUGACGUCAUUUGGACCUACAAGUCAUGAUAAAGAGUCUAUACUAAACUUGACUUAGAAAAUGUUAAUAAUACAAGUCCUCAUAGGAUCCUGUUCAACGACUACUAAACUCGACUUUGAAAAUAUUUUACAAGUCCUGAUAAGAGCUUUUCUGAAUAUUGCAAUGGAGAAAAGAUGGCACAAGAAGAUAUCCCAUAAACAGCUUUUAUGUUCCAAUUUUCAAUGUUAACUCAAGCCGAUAGUCCUAUCCGUUUUUUCUUUGUCUUUUCUUUUUCUUGAAGCCAUGUGAUGCUGGUAGGUUAUCAUGCUGGGACGUUCUUACAUUCUCACAUGGCAAAAUCAGUAAUAAUAGACAGUAGUCGACAGUAAUCGGCUUGAGUUAACAGAAAAUCGACAUGAAAUUUGGGACAUAAACGACAUUUACCAUGGAAUAUCCUCUUAAGCUCCCUUUUCUCUAUCAUAUUGUCCUACAAAAUUCAGAUCGAAGACUAUUUCCACUACAGUCUGUGCAAACCUUAGUUAGCAGCAUUUGUCUUAUGGAGUAGGCCUACAUCGCUUCCAGAUUUCACAGAAUCCAGAAAGCCUGUGAAAUAAUUGUGUGACGUAAGAGCGAAAAAGAUGUAAGGCCUUUUUGAUAGGAUCAGCAUAAAAACAGCAACCGUGUGUUCAAAUCGGUCUAUUUAAAUAACAUUGACCAUAAAGCUCCGUGCUACAAACUAAGGUUUGCUCGAACUAUAGUAAAACUUGACUUGAAAAAUAUUGAUAAUACAAUAAAGCUCCGUGCUACAAACUAAGGUUUGCUCGAACUAUAGAAAACUUGACUUGAAAAAUAUUGAUAAUACAAGUCCUGAUAGAGUCAUUUUGAAUAUUGUACGACAAACUUCAGAAAGACGACUAUUUACACUAGUUAAACUUGACUUAUUCCUUUGUUAUUCGCAUACUUUUCAGUGGUGCUAAGUAAAUAGUUUCUGACCAAUUGUAUGUUGUAAUCUAUAAUGUCAUGUAAACUAUGUUUCCUCCAAUAACCGUUUGCACACUAGAGUGGAGUUUACAUUAGUUUAGUUUACUUGAAUUCAAGUUUUCUAAACGUUUGAGUUGAAUGGACAAUUUUUAAAACUUGUCAAGUUUACUUGAAGUCAAGUUUUCAUAACUCCAAAGUAUAUAAUAAUAGAUUCAAAAAUCGAAUUAAUCUCAAAUUUUCUUCGGGAACAGUUUUUCUCAAUCUUCCGAUUUGUAGGUUGAAUAGCACCUUCAAGAUUCCAAGUCAAACUUGUUCAAAAUCUACAAAACUUGGAGAAGGGUCUAAAUUGGUAUAGUAUACUUGACUUCAAGGUUGCAAAAUACAUACAUUCUAUGCAUAACUUGAAUUGAAGUAAAAGUGACUAAUGUAAACCUCUUAGGUAAUGUAAACCUCUUUACCGAUUGUCGGCCGAAAUUUAUCGUCACAACACCCAGAAUGUCCUCCGAUUGGCCAAAAAGCUGAUUCUCAGCCAAUCGGAGGACCUUAAUUAAUGUCGGCUGAAAAUCGGUAAGUGUGAUACGGUCGUUUCCUGUAUAUUAUCUUAGCCAUGCUUUUGCUAGCCUAUUUGUUGUUAGAAUGAAAUGUGUUGAUGCUGUUUUGUUGAAGCCAUUGUUUUUCCUAUAAAAUCGGUCAGUUAGAUUAUUAUUGCCAAAGAUUGAUGGUUAAAGGUUGAUUCCAAACUGUUAUGUAAGUAAUAUGUAAAAAAACUCAAUUCUUUGAUAUAUAAUAGGGUAGAACAUUUCUUAUACUUUUGUAUUCCUGUAUAUGGAGCGGUGUAUUCGUAGACUAGUAAACUGUUUCAAUUCUCAAUGUAUUGUAAUGAAUUCGAAGCACAAGGUUCAAUCGCAGAUUUUCCGAGUAGUUUUUGAAAAGUUCCCACAGAACUGGAAUUGGUUAAUAUCAGAGAGAGAGAAAAACUGUAUCAUAUCUGAUCCAAAACUGUAAACCAAUUUUAAAACUUAUCAUAAAUGAAAUUAUUCUGUCUGAAUUUUAAUAUAAAAAUAUCUCAUCUAAUCAAUAAUAUAAUUUCUUAGUAGUUUCUGUCGCUCAUCUUAUUGAUUUUCAUACCAGUUGUUACAAACAGUUUUGUGAGUUCAAAUUCUAGAUUGAUUAUCUUAUUCUAGGCUGCAUUGCUCAAGCAUAUACAUAUUAUAUGGUUGUAUUGUAUACUGCAUUGUUACCAUCCAUGAUCCCAUAAUAAAACAGUAAAUACGUGUUUAGUAAUAUAUCUAUGAAAAAUUAUAUAGAUUUCAAAUGCUACAAGUCAUUGCUUCCUUUAAAAUUAAAACAAAUGAAAUAAUUCCAACCUGUGUUCUUGAUAUUUUCUUAUAUAUUUGAGCUUCCUUUAUUACAUUGCUAAAGAAUCUGUAAUUAUUAUUCGAAAACUAUUUAUGUAAUUUAUUGUUUUUUGUUGAGCAUCUAAUGUAUUUGUAAAUAAUAUUAAUGCUGGUGUAAUCUUUGAAAUUUUAUAACUGAUAUUUUGUACUCUUGCGCGGGAGGAGAUCUUUUAUAUUAUAGAACCGAUCUUUUAGAAUGAAACUUAGAUAAUAUCUUAUCGAAAGCUUGUUAAGUGGUAAUCUAGUCAGUACAUUUAAUUGAAUAUGUAUGUUGGGAAGUGCUGUGGCGAAAAUUAAAUUAAAACCACCUUUGAAAAUCUUGAACUUUUCUAUUGCAAAUAAUGAAAUCUAGUCACUGAAAGAGAUCAUUCAAAUUUAUUCUUCAAAAUCUAUUAAUCUAUCCAUUAAAUUCAUCCUUAUAGAAAAUAAAUCAAUAUAAUUUCAGCAUUGAACGUUUUGCUAUUGAUGAAAUUUGGAGGUUCAAGAAUAUUUAGCUACAGUACUUUCCUGGAUUUAUAGCAUGGUUCCGCUACAAAAAUGAAAAAAACAUUUAUAGUAGGCCUACUUUUAACUUUCCAUGAAUGGAGCAUUUAAUGAAUGGAUCGUGUAGAUAACUUGUAGAUCUUAAUGAGAAUGAUGGUGUGAUUUUAUACGAGUAAGUUGUCAUAAUAGCCAUCGCAAUGAAUUAUACACAAACUUUAUUUCUGAUUCCAAAUAUGUUGAAUGAACUUUUAAAAAUUUAAUGCAUUCCAAUGAAUAAAAUCCUGUGAAUCUUGUUCUAUUUAAAAUGAGCAUUCUACCUUCGCUUCAACAUAAUAUUAUUAAAGUGCAAUAGCUGAGUGUUUGUACUUUCUAUCCUUGUUACAAAAAAUGAACCUCUUUCAAUUUGUAUUUGUAAUCUUAAAUUUGUAUCGAUACUCCUAUUUUGUACUCAAAAACAAAUAUCACGUGUCAAAUACAGCAACAUUAUUAUAAAA